AUGCCCACACUUACGGGAUCUCCUACGAGAUCUACGAACAAUGCAUUCCUGGAGCGCUAUGUUAGAAACGUAUCGCCCGAGAAGCCACUGACACCAAUCUCACCAUCUAAGAUGAAUUCCUCAGCUAAACUCGAAGAGGGUUUUAAGCCCUCUAUCUCGCUUAAAGCUGAAAAAGAGAAUAUGUUCAAAGAACCUUCUUUCAAAGUUGGCAACACUUCAGUCACUUCACCUAUGAAAUUGGCACCUUACAAAACUGAACGUACAUUACAAACUGCCACUAUUAGACCCCCAGUCGAUAUCUCAGGCCUCUCUAAUAAUCAAAAAUCCUAUUAUGAAUUCCUUUGUCGGGUCGGUGAAGUUAAAAGAUGGAUUGAAAAGGUAACUGGAGAAACGCUACCAAAUGAACUCGACCUUUGUGUUGGGGACAGUUUUCGAAAUGGUGUCUACCUGGCCAUUCUUACUCAAAAGAUCAAUCCUGAACUAGCGCCAACAAUAUACGCGCAGGGCGAAAAGUUGCAAUUUAAACACACUCAGAAUAUUAAUGCUUUUUUCUCACUAGUUGAUCAUGUUGGUCUCCCUGAAUCCUUCAGAUUUGAAUUACAGGACCUGUAUAACAAGAAGGAUCUUCCGCAAGUCUUUGAAACACUUUACAUUUUGAUUACGAUCAUCAAUAAAAAAUGGCCUAUGAAAACUCCUCCACUCGAAUCCCUUUCAGGACAGCUUGCUUUCUCCCAAGAAGAUUUGAAAACAUGUCAAAGAGCCUGGCCAAGAAUUCGUGAUUUUAAAUCUCUUAGUGUUAGCCCGAUAGGGUCUCCAAGUAGCAAAAGAGUAGGGAUAACAAAGAAACCUGGCUUAAUUGAGGAUUUUGGAAGUUACGAUAAAAUUGAUAGAAAUAGCAGUCCUAACCCUUCAACACCGACCAAGAGCAUUAAGACUUCGGCGCCUCCCCAGCUAUCCCCUCCCAGCCAAACACCAGCUCUGUUUUCUUCACCAAAGACUACUACAGAUCUCAGUCCAAAAUCUCCUUCUAGAAUACCCAGUUUCAAGACGGUGGAUCAUGAUAUUUUGUCAAGAACGCCGCACUUAGAAUACAGUCCAAUAAGGAACUCAACAUUAUCAUAUUAUUCCCCAACAAUUUCGAAGUAUUUGACUUAUGACACAGACUUCUACAUGAGGAGAAGCCAAGCCAGAGAAAGUGACGUUGAGUUCUAUCAAACUCAUAAAUAUGGGCCAAUCGAUUAUUCCCCAAAGAGAAGGCACCAGAUGACAGAGGAAGAGUUUUUAGAUCAAGUGCUUAAAAUUCAAGGAACAUGCCGCGCUGUUAACAUAAGAUUUGACUUGUACAUUCAAAGAAACCUUCUAAAAUUGUUUGGUAAGGAAAUACUACUCCUUCAGUCAUACAUAAGGGCUCAACCUUUAAGAAGCAGGCCUGUCAUUCAAAGCAUCUUAUCAGAAACGUCCGGCUCUCUGCAAGAAAUAACAUCUGUCCAAGCAUAUUUGAGAGGCCAACGAAAUCGGAAUAUUUUAGACAACUAUCGACUAAGGCUAUUGAGACAAGAACCAACGAUCGAGAAUCUGCAAAUGUUUUCUAAGGGUCUAGUCACACGCCGUAAAGCUCAUCAGCUUUGGAACAAUAUAUGCAGCUCAGAUGUGCCGCUCAGGAAGUUGCAAUCAGUGCUCAAGGGUUUACUUCAGCGAUCGGUAAUAGGUCAAGAAGCCUAUAUUCCUUCCGGCCAAGUCAACCAGGUAAAGAACUUACAAGGUCUAUGUAGAGGCAUUCUACAGAGGAAAGCUCGGAAGCUACAACUACGAAACUUGGAUGCUAGCAUUUGCUCAGUUUUGUACCAAUUUCAAAGUAUUGUCAGAGGAAACGUCAGACGUGAGUCUUUGGAUUCUCUUGUGAACUUGCUUGAGUAUCAGACUGAGCUCAUAGGCACUUUGUCCGCUUGCCUUCGGGGAAGAUCGAAGCGUCGGACGUUGGAAAGAGUUGGUCGAGAAGACUAUGAAGACAUUCGUUCACUAAAUUGCCUACAGGGAGUAAUAAGAGGUGUUUUGGUCAGGUACACUUUGGAUUUGGUGGAUGACAUAAUAGAAUACAAUGACCUACAUCAUCUGCAGUCCAGACUGAAAGGGUAUGUGCUGCGAUCCCGGCUUUUGAUGCGAUCCUCGAUGUUUCGCCGAAAUGCUCGAUCCAUAGUGUUAAUUCAGAGCACGAUUAGGAUGCAUUUACAACGGAAAGCUUACUUGGAGUUGAUGGAGUGCCCUAAUCCAACUAUAUGGAGUGUGAGAAAGUUUUGCCCUUUAUUAAACAACAUCGGAACUAUCGAAGAGGCUCAGAAUAAGCUAGAGGGAUCUCAAGCACAGCUUGAUUCCGAAAAUUCUAGAAAAGAGAAACUUGAGAAAGAUAUCAGACAGCAACUCGAUAUGCUUGAAGUCCUUGAAUCAUAUGAUUUACAGACAGAAUAUUCAGGUGACUCAAAUGAAAUUUCAGUCCCCAGACGCAGGUAUCCAACUUUCGAAAAAUUAUUUUAUCUGCUUCAAGUUGAUCCUUCAUAUUGGGCGCUUGUUUACUCCAGAAAUCCGGACUUCUUUUUACGUAAUGUUUACGUUACGUUCAGCACCGUCAACCAGAAAAUGAGAGAUAGAGAGAAAAUGCUAUUUGUAAGGCUACUUGUUGAGAUUUUGAAGCUCGAAUUAUCUGAAGCACUCACAAUUGAACAAUUCUCUGAAAAACAAAAUGCCGUAUGGAUGGUGCUAUUGAACCUCUUUCUACAGAGAGAAUAUCCAGAGCUUUUCAAUCUUUUUGUGCCCCUACUGAAAUUCAUUGCUGAUCCAAAAACGCAAUUUGAAAGCAAUCCCUCUGUUAUAUACCGAGGUAUACACGGUGUACAUGCAGCAAGCAGUUCGACAGCAGUUGAAGAUCAAAGCACAUCAGCAACAUUCAUCAACAACCUCCAAAACAUUUGGCACUCAAUCGAACUAUUAUCAAUGCUAUUCAGCAAGCAGCUGUCGAAGAUUCCAUUGGAAGUUAGACUCAUCUGCACAAAACUCUUCUGUUCCGCCGCUGAUAAAAACGCAGACGAGAAUGAGACUUUAAAAGCAAUCUCAGUGGUACUGAUUAAUUGCUUCUCUGCUGAGUAUCUCAGGAACAGAGCGCAUUAUGGAUUCAAUGAGGCAUCACGAGGUGAAGUAGAUCAGAAAAUUGAGGUGCUGUUGAGCGCCUCGAUGAAGGUCUUUUCCGGAAGCAGAUUUACUGGUUACCAUGAUCCUCUUAAUGCUUACGCCCAAGAAAUAACUGUUCAGGUCAAGGAGCUACUGUUCAGUGUAUUAUUAGACCCUCAAUAUGAACAAGAAGGCGAAUGUAUUAUCUAUCAAGACAUGAUAUCGGCGAAUCCUCAACUCGAAAUAUUGGGCGAAAAGGUUUUGAUGAUUACUUCAGAGUUUCAAGAGAACUUGGCCUUUUUCCCUGACGAGGAUAUCAUUCAUGAUAUACUCAAGAAGGUCCCAGAUCCGAAUGCAACUCCUCCUACUGGCAGAGUCGUAUUAGACUUGACACCAACUGUUUAUCGUUUUUUGGUGAGCGACGAUAGAACUAGGAAACUUUAUGAUCAAGUCAAACGAGCGUUUAUCUACAUGAUGCAAAUCGAAGAUGUCAGCACGGAUCUAUAUGACCUGGCGUUAAGCUGCGUUCUACCACAGGAUGAGCCACGUUUCCAAGCUCUGGUCAAUUCAAAUCGCCAAAUUCAAAAUGACCCAAUGAUCCAAUCUUUGGUACCGUCAAACUAUUUUGAUUUGAAAAACUCAACGCUGAAGAAGAUACAUGAACUGGAAAACAUGGGCACCAUCAAUCCAGCUGGAAACAGACUCCAAAAUUUCUUGAAUGAUAUUGCAAAUACCAUUAAGAACCCCCAUUAUGCUAUAGACUACGUUACUCAGGAACUUUAUGUGACCAACAAAACUCUAAACGAUGUAUCCAAGAUUAAUCAAUCGCUUGAGAGCGCUUUAUCGCAACAGAAAAUGUCAAUUAACAGAGCAUUCCAGGGAAUCCAACAAUCCAGAUCAUUCGAGUCUAACCAUAAAAGUACUUUAGGAAACUUGAAAGAUGCAUACAAGAAAGUACAGCACAGAAAAGGUAACGAACUUGAAGGCCUGAAGUUUAAAUGGUCCACAAGACAGCUUUAUGAGAAGGGAGUAAUCAAAUCAAUUACGGGCGAAAGACUUGCUGAGCAAAAAAUCAAGGUAUUUGGGUCUAGUGGUCCGAAGUUUCCUGAUAUCACCUUUAAGAUCUCCACUUCUGAUGGUGUGAAGUAUGGUAUCCAGCUGUUAGACAAAAGGAAAGGUCCUGAAAAGAGACAUUCAGAGUCCGUUGACUCUUUUAGCCUCAAAGGCUUACUUCAGUCUCAAGUCGGGACUAAGGUCGAUGAUUUGAGCUUGUUCGGCGGAAAGGUUCAUGCUAAUACUAGAGCUUUACUGAGCUUAAUUGUCUCGGCCUUUUUGAAAGCUGAGGUUCAAAUGUAA
This is a messenger RNA of Torulaspora delbrueckii, 4518 nucleotides long. RefSeq names its product Iqg1p (gene IQG1). Gene Ontology annotation, molecular function: actin filament binding; GTPase activator activity; calmodulin binding. Bases 1 to 4518 code for a protein of 1505 amino acids. The record is from RefSeq and is a predicted model, not a curated record. Gene Ontology annotation, cellular component: cytoplasm; mitotic actomyosin contractile ring. Gene Ontology annotation, biological process: regulation of GTPase activity; mitotic actomyosin contractile ring assembly actin filament organization; regulation of actin cytoskeleton organization. NCBI's taxonomy places the organism in Eukaryota, Fungi, Ascomycota, Saccharomycetes, Saccharomycetales, Saccharomycetaceae. The transcript has a single exon.